AGCAUCCUCGCUAUCCCCACUCUCCCUCGGCUCGCAGCCGGGGCGCACGGACUGACCGACUCGCGCGCCGCCUGCGCCGCUGGGGAGCACCCUCACCGGGCUUCGACGGCUAGCUCCAGCCCUCCCCGCCCCGUCGCGCCCGCCCCGUCCCGUCGGGGCCGAUGGCUCCUCCCGAGGCCCGCAGCCCGGGGGGCGCAGGGUAGAGCGCCGCGGCCCGGCCUCACUGCCCGGGGACUCCCGGGCCCCCGGAGCCCCGCGGAGUCCCCGCUGUCCGUCUGGCGGGCUCAGGGAGCGAGUGGGAGAGCCCCCCACCACCACCGCCGCCCCCUCUCCGCAGCGUCGAGACAAGAUGCUGCCCGGGCUCGGGCGCCUGCUGCAAGGUCCCGCCUCAGCCUGCCUCCUGCUGCUGCUCCUGGCCCUGCCCCCAGCGGCCCCCAGCUGCCCCAUGCUCUGUACCUGCUACUCGUCCCCGCCCACCGUGAGCUGCCAGGCCAACAACUUCUCCUCCGUGCCGCUGUCCCUGCCGCCCAGCACCCAGCGCCUCUUCCUCCAGAACAACCUCAUCCGCACGCUGCGGCCGGGCACCUUCGGGCCCAACCUGCUCACGCUGUGGCUCUUCUCCAACAACCUCUCCACCAUCUACCCGGGCACCUUCCGUCACCUGCAGGCCCUGGAGGAGCUGGACCUCGGUGACAACCGGCACCUGCGCUCCCUGGAGCCCGACACCUUCCAGGGCCUGGAGCGGCUGCAGUCGCUGCACCUGUACCGCUGCCAGCUCAGCAGCCUGCCCGCCAACAUCUUCCGCGGCCUGGUCAGCCUGCAGUACCUCUACCUCCAGGAGAACAGCCUGCUCCACCUCCAGGACCUCUCUCUUCUCCACCUCUUCUCCCAGGAUGACCUGUUCGCGGACCUGGCCAACCUGAGCCACCUCUUCCUGCACGGGAACCGCCUGCGGCUGCUGACGGAGCACGUGUUCCGCGGCCUGGGCGGCCUGGACCGGCUGCUGCUGCACGGGAACCGGCUGCAGGGCGUGCACCGCGCGGCCUUCCGCGGCCUCAGCCGCCUCACCAUCCUCUACCUGUUCAACAACAGCCUGGCCUCGCUGCCCGGCGAGGCGCUGGCCGACCUGCCGGCGCUCGAGUUCCUGCGGCUCAACGCCAACCCCUGGGCGUGCGACUGCCGCGCGCGGCCGCUCUGGGCCUGGUUCCAGCGCGCGCGCGUGUCCAGCUCCGACGUGACCUGCGCCACGCCCCCGGAGCGCCAGGGCCGGGACCUGCGCGCGCUCCGCGAGGCCGACUUCCAGACCUGCCCGCCCGCGGCGCCCACGCGGCCCGGCAGCCGCGCCCGCGGCAACAGCUCCUCCAACCACCUGUACGGGGUGGCCGAGGCCGGGGCGCCCCCCGCCGACCCCUCCACCCUCUAUCGAGACCUGCCCGCCGAAGACCCGCGGGGGCGCCCGGGCGGGGACGCGCCCACCGAGGACGACUACUGGGGCGGCUACGGGGGCGAGGACCAGCGCGGGGAGCAGACGUGCCCGGGCGCGGCCUGCCAGGCGGCCCCGGACUCCCGCGGCCCCGCGCUCUCGGCCGGGCUCCCCACCCCUCUGCUUUGCGUCCUGCUCCUGGCGCCCCACCACCUCUGACUGCGGUGCUGGGACUGCAGAGGCCGGGCUGGCCCCCAGCCCCCAGCCCCCAGCCCCCAGCUGCAGCUCGGGCCCAAUCCCCGCCCCUGGCCUUGCUGCCUCCCUCUCCCCUCCCUGCUCCGCCCUCCCCUGGGACCCGGCCGCCUCUCCCUGCCUCCUGGGAUGCUGGCUUAAGACUAUCCCAAGGGGCUGUGUGUCUGGUGGCUCAGUCCCAUUCUCCCCAACUCUGGCCAUGAACUCGGUCCCAUCCCACGGUGGGGUGGGGCAUCCCAGGCCGGCGCUGACCCUUCUCGCAAUGCCCACCGCGGACUGGGACUCGAGAGGAACUUUGUGUGCAGUGCAUCUUCCACCAGCAGAGCCUUCAGAAGCUCCGGAAGGGAGCCCACCCAGGAGCCCUGCGGAGGGAUGCCCCGGGGGGCCAGGCUGACCCUGGGCCCCUGCUUCUCUAGCCCCUCUCAGUCUCCCGACACGGGAGGAGUACUUUUCUCCUACGUCUACCCGGGACACUUUUUAGGGUGCCUGGAGAGAUCUUUCCUCUCCACCGUGGCCCCUGUGUGGUGAAGAUCAACAGAAGUUGUUUGGGGGGGAAAUUUAUUAAAAAUUCUAUUAUUUUA
Messenger RNA from Myotis myotis, 2256 nucleotides. RefSeq names its product reticulon 4 receptor like 2 (gene RTN4RL2). The coding region runs from base 350 to 1642 and encodes 430 amino acids. The transcript is spliced from 3 exons. Gene Ontology annotation, molecular function: protein binding. The record is from RefSeq and is a predicted model, not a curated record. NCBI's taxonomy places the organism in Eukaryota, Metazoa, Chordata, Mammalia, Chiroptera, Vespertilionidae. Gene Ontology annotation, cellular component: plasma membrane.